AUGCAAAUUUUUGUUAAAACUCUUACUGGUAAGACCAUCACCUUAGAGGUUGAGGGUUCUGACACCAUUGAAAACGUAAAGACCAAGAUUCAAGACAAGGAAGGUAUCCCACCCGAUCAACAACGUUUGAUCUUUGCCGGAAAGCAAUUAGAAGAUGGUCGUACUCUCUCAGAUUACAACAUCCAGAAGGAGUCAACACUCCAUUUGGUUCUCCGUCUCCGUGGUGGUAUGCAAAUUUUCGUCAAGACUUUGACUGGUAAGACCAUCACCUUAGAGGUCGAAGGUUCUGACACCAUUGAAAACGUAAAGACCAAGAUUCAAGAUAAGGAAGGUAUCCCACCCGAUCAACAACGUCUUAUUUUCGCUGGUAAACAAUUAGAAGAUGGAAGAACUCUUUCAGAUUACAAUAUCCAGAAGGAGUCAACUCUUCAUUUGGUUCUCAGACUCCGUGGUGGUAUGCAAAUCUUCGUUAAAACUUUGACUGGUAAGACUAUUACCCUCGAAGUCGAAGGUUCCGAUACUAUCGAGAAUGUCAAGACCAAGAUCCAAGACAAGGAAGGUAUCCCACCCGACCAACAACGUCUCAUCUUUGCCGGAAAGCAAUUGGAAGAUGGUCGUACCCUCUCCGAUUACAACAUCCAAAAGGAAUCAACACUCCAUUUGGUUCUCCGUCUCCGUGGUGUCGAAGGUUCUGAUACCAUUGAAAAUGUCAAGACCAAGAUUCAAGAUAAGGAAGGUAUCCCACCCGAUCAACAACGUCUCAUUUUCGCUGGUAAACAAUUAGAAGACGGUCGUACCCUCUCAGACUACAAUAUCCAAAAGGAGUCAACCCUCCAUUUAGUACUUAGACUCCGUGGUGGUAUGCAAAUCUUCGUCAAGACCUUGACCGGAAAGACCAUCACCCUCGAAGUCGAAGGUUCUGAUACCAUCGAGAAUGUCAAGACCAAGAUCCAAGACAAGGAAGAAGGUUUAUUCUUUAAAAAGAAACCAAAUUCACCAACAACAACAACAACAACAGAAGCUUCACCAACAACAACAAUAAAUUCACCAAAACAACAACAGCAACAAGAACAACAAUCAAAUAACCUUUUUCAAUCUUUAAAUUUCAAACCAAAGAGUAACGAUAAAAGUAAUAGUAAUAGUAAUAGUGAUAAUGUUGAUAAUCAACAAACAAGUUCACAAGUAGAUAAUGUCGUUGAAAAUGAUGAUGUAAAGAAAAAGAGAUCAAUUAAAAAGAUAAAGAAUAACUUUAAUAGACCUGGUAGAUUGUUAUUAGAUGAUAAUGAUAAUGAUAGAAAUGAUAGUAGUAGCAAUAUAGAACAACAAUCGACAUUGGAAUAUGAACAGUCACCAACAUCUUCAUUAUCAUCGUCUAUCAAUGAAUAUACUUCAGAUAGUUUAGUAGUAACAUCAACACCAACAACACAAACUAAUACAGAUGUAUCAGUAAGAAAUCAAGAGCAAGAACAAGAAGAACAAGAGGAAAAACAAAAAGAACAAAGACAAGAAGAACAUGAACAAGAACAAGUAACAAUCGAUGUAAAUAAUGUAAAUAAUAGUAGUAGUAUUAGUAGUAUUAGUAAUCAAGAUGAAGAUAAUAAUGUAAUAGAUGUGGAUAAUGAUAUAAAAGAACAACAACAAAUUGAAUCUGAUAAUAAUAAUAAUAAUAAUAAUAUAGAUAGUAAUAAUAAUAUAAUCAAUGAAUAUAAUAACAAAAAAAGUAUGUUUAAAUAUUCAAUUGAAUCAAUUAAGGAUAGUUGUAAGAAGAUGUUUGUGGAGAGAAGUAGAAUCAAUGAUAUCUUGAUGAGUAAUACUGGAGAGUUGAAGGAAUUGAAUGAACAACUCGAUAAUGCUAUGGAGAAUGAUGACUUUGAUCGUGCACAAUCCAUUGACCAGAGAAUACUAGAGAUCAAGGAGAGUGUACAGCAAUUGAAGAAACAACAGGUAGACAUGCUCAAGACACUGCAGUUGCUAGAGGUCGGUGCUGGCGAGUCACUCGAUGAGAUGGCAUCGCGCUACCGCCAAGACUUGUCGUUGGCCACCGACAACAUUGCCAGUCUACAAACGAUGCAUCGUCAGCUUGUCGAUGAUUACCAACAGGCUGUCGAGUCGGAACUCGUCAAUCUUCAAGACGAUAUAGCGGUGCGUGAGGAGCUGCUAAGUCGCGAACACAGUCAUAUCCAACUGGAUCGUGAGCUGCUGGACAAGAGUAUUCAGUCACUUGGUGAACUUGUUGCCCGCGCAACACUUCCUCUCACCACCGAGAAAGAGCAGUUGAUUGUGUUGCGGCAGGAGAAACAGGUGGAAAUCGAUGAACUACUCCGUCAGCUCGAAGCAAAGAAAGCGGAGCAACUCGCUAUUGACCAGCAGGUGGAGCAAGUCGAUGAGAAGAUUCAAUUGGCACGACAACGGUUCCACAAGGAAGACAGUAGAAUCCAACAGAAGAAAGAGGAUCUCGAAGCACAGGAUCAAGCAGUCGCCAAGCUCGAGAGUGAAUUACUCUCGGUGAAGCAACAGUACGAGACAAAGAAGAAUCCUGUGGAUCAUCAAUCGUUCAAGAUCAUCAAGGAACUAGAUGAACUACUGAAACAGGAUAAGCAAUUCAACAAUGAAGUGAACAUCACCAUUGAUAUCAUAAAGGAACAACAACAAAGGAUUGAUAUCAUUUCUAAAGAUUUAAUUAAUCAUUAUAAUUCUAUUGAAAAUAUUAAUAAAAAGACAUCAUCUAUAAAGUUAAAUAUCGAAAGUUUACAAACAACAGUACUCUCAAGACAAAAAGAUAUAGUGCUAUUAAAGAAUUCGAUCAAUGUAAUGUUAGAGACAAUUCCACAACUCGAACAAUCAAAACAAAUUGCAAAAGAUGCAAAGAAAUUCUCAGAAGCAGGCAGUAUAUUAAAUGAUAUAAAACAACAACAACAACAAUUGGUUGAAAAGAAACAGAGACUAUCGGAACUACAAGAGGAAAUGGAUAUAGAUAACAAAAUGAUUGCAACUCUAUCUGCUGAACUCCUAGACUUUGAAAAUCAACUGGCACAACACGAGACCGAUUCCAAUCAAUGUUUGUUAAGUCACCUACAAGAUAGAAUUAAACAAUUAAAAUCAAAAGAAGAGGGUGAAGAGGAAGAAGAAGAAGAAGAAGGACCAACUACGUUGAAAGAUUUCCAUAAAUCGGAAUUACAAUGGAUAGAGAACGAGAUAUCUUAUAUAAACUUUUGUAAUAAAUGA
Molecule: messenger RNA, 3225 nt
Organism: Heterostelium album PN500
Lineage: Eukaryota; Evosea; Eumycetozoa; Acytosteliales; Acytosteliaceae
Exons: 6
Coding region: 1-3225 (1074 amino acids)
Biological process (GO): modification-dependent protein catabolic process; protein ubiquitination
Cellular component (GO): cytoplasm; nucleus
Molecular function (GO): protein tag activity; ubiquitin protein ligase binding
Source: RefSeq, a predicted model, not a curated record